AUGGAUUCCAUCUCGUCAGCUCCUUUUCCGCCCGACCUCAAUCCGCGACCGAAGAAGAAGAGAAGACCGGCGCUCAGUUGUGUCACGUGCCGCGACCGGAAGCUAAAGUGCGACAAGGAGCGCCCACGUUGUGGCCGCUGUGUGCAGACCGGGCCGGACCAGCCGUGCAUCUAUCUUGAGAAUCGCCCCCGAGCCUCAUCGCAAGCGUACCAGCAGCACUUGGCCCAGGCAGAGCCACAGGCCUCUGUUUAUAGCCAUUCCGCUCCCGCUCGGCCUAUUCGGCAAUUCGACGAAGCUCCGCGAUCCACCCGAAGCCCCCUCGACGCCACGCAGAAUGCCACUCCCCACGCGGAGACUCCCCCAGAUCUGGAGUCGCGCCUGGCCAGACUUGAGAAGAUCCUCGUCCAGGCCGUGAGCCAGAGCAACUUCUCUGUGCCUGACGACGAGUCGGCCACUGCCUCUCCUGCUCAAGAUGAUACGCCACCCAUGAUCCCGCAGCUGCCGCCUGCCCUGCGUGCUGAGGACGACGCUCUAGUCUAUCCUGGAAGCUAUCGUGGCUAUGGCCUGACUCACCCUGCCAUGCUCGUGUGCAAGUUCACUGAGAUGCCUGCUUUCAUGGCACGCAUCAAGUCGGACCACAUUGAAAGGAUUCCCAAGCUAAAGCAGCGCAUUGAAGCUUGGCGAGCCUCCAACAUGGACUCGCGUGAUCUCUGGAAUGACGCUUGUGGCUUCACUUCCGUCAUUGCCAGCCUUCCUCCAAAAGAGACGCUGGACCACCUCGUUUUUGCCUACUUUGACUCGUUCGAGCUCGAGUAUCCUAUCCUGGACGAGAAAAGGUUCAUCACCUCCUACGAGGCCGCUUGGGAUGGCCCGCGUUUCUCGCCCACACCUCUUCUGCUCAUGACUCUCCUUCUCAUCAUUGCCACAACUCUGAACAUAUACACGAGCCAGCUUGUAGAGCCGUCCCCCAUCCUUGAGAAUGCGAAGACUAGCAUCCGACGCUAUAUUCACCUGAGCGAGCGCUGGCUGCUCUCGAGAGGAACUCAACUGCCUGAUCUCGAUUCCGUAAGGUUAGGCUGCCUGUUGGUUCUCGCCAAGAGGUACAACGGCUUCGCCCGAGAUCAGAUAUGGACCACCGCCGGCACCCUGGUCAGGAUCUCCAUGCUGGCUGGCCUCCAUGCUCAGGCGUGGCGCCCGGGACCCGACCAAGAGUCGUGCAGAAGCCUGUGGACUACUGUCCUCGAGUUGGAUCUCCUGACUGCUGUCGAUAGCGGAAUGGUGCCCGCUAUUCCUGUGUCCGAAUAUUCUCGCCUGGCAGAUGCUACACGUCAUCUAUACGCACAGAACGGUGGCCAUAGGUCCAGCGUACCCCGUUACUUGGAGAUGGCGCGGUCACUUGGCCUGAGGGUCGAGAUCUGUUGUAUGCUCAACUCCAACGUCCCCGAGGCCACGGGACAAAGAACUGCCGACCAAGAAGGAAAAUUGAAACAGCAUAUCAUGGCAAUCUCCGACUUCUCACAGAACCCUGUCGGCAGUCCAACAUCUUCAGAUCGACACGCCCAUUGGAUAGACAUCUCCCGAGCGAAGCUGCGAAAGUAUCUCCUCAUGAUCUACUUGCCAUUCGCACUGCAGGGCCCGUUGCAACAACGAUUCCCCCAUUACAAAAAGGCAUGCGCCGAAGUUGCAAUAGAUAUAUUGAGUGAACACCAGGGUCUGUUGGAGCAGGGCAAUUUGUCUGUUUGCCUCAAAGUCGAUGAUGUCUUCCAAGCUGCGCUGGCUGUGUGCAAUGAAAUCUAUCAGCCCAUACAGCCAGGUAUUCCCGGUUUGAGCCAGCUUACCGGCUACGUCGCCCUCAUCAAACCUUUACUCAAGUCUUCACUUAAAGUUCUAACCCAAAGGCUAUUGUACGUCGGCCAAUGGCACGGUGAAUAUCUCCUACUUUGUUUGGCCAUUGGUCUUGUCAAGUCCAAGACUUGGCCGCACAAGACUUCUGAAUAUAUGAAAGAGGUCGUUAACCUCGUGGAUGAGUCAUGCACAUUCAUCACAACCCCCAAGACCCCCUCUGUAAAUUCUCCAGCGCAAAGCCAGACCCAUGCAAGACGUUCGUCCAUGGCUACGCCCGCCCACUCCACGCCACACGCGUACCAUCCUGACACAACACAACUCGAAGCUACUUCCGACAAAGACUUAUUCACGGGUCUCGACACGGUUUCCGACAGCUUCCAAGACAUCAUCGAAUUUCUUGGACUGGCAAACCCUCUGGAUCCAAUUGACGCUUACGCUAAUGUCGGGUUGUACUAG
Messenger RNA from Lasiodiplodia theobromae, 2301 nucleotides. RefSeq names its product C6 transcription factor. Gene Ontology annotation, biological process: regulation of transcription by RNA polymerase II; DNA-templated transcription. Lineage: Eukaryota; Fungi; Ascomycota; Dothideomycetes; Botryosphaeriales; Botryosphaeriaceae. The coding region runs from base 1 to 2301 and encodes 766 amino acids. Gene Ontology annotation, cellular component: nucleus. The transcript has 5 exons. The record is from RefSeq and is a predicted model, not a curated record. Gene Ontology annotation, molecular function: zinc ion binding; RNA polymerase II cis-regulatory region sequence-specific DNA binding; DNA-binding transcription activator activity, RNA polymerase II-specific.